Messenger RNA from Lathyrus oleraceus (garden pea), 1989 nucleotides. The record is from RefSeq and is a predicted model, not a curated record. NCBI's taxonomy places the organism in Eukaryota, Viridiplantae, Streptophyta, Magnoliopsida, Fabales, Fabaceae.
UCUCUUUGCUUGAUUCAAAAGCUACAAACUUUUCUCAAUUUUAAACCUGCCCAUCAAAAUUUCCACACACGGUUUCUAACCUUUCAACACUCCAUUUUACCACCACAAUCUUUUCUCUUUCAUUCUACACAAGAGACAAAUCAAUGCUACAUCGAAUCUUUCAAGUGAGUCGAAAAAUCUUGAGCUGAAAAUCGGUUCAAGAAGCUUUUGAGUGCUGGUUGAAAUGGAAGGGAGAGGAUUUUCUGGUUUAUACAAGAAUUCAAGUGAAGAGUUGUUCUUGAAGACAGUGAUGGAGAGUCCUAUUGGUAUGCCAGUACCUACCAUGGAGAUGUUAGGAUUCAAGACCGUUUCUCAAAGCUUUCGCGCCGAUAGCGAGGAGCUUUUCAAGCGCUGGCUGACAAAUGAAGAGGGAUACAAUUCAACGAGCAUGGGACUUAACAGUCGAUUAUCGAAGAGAAUCUCCACUGAACUAGUUAAUGUGUCUAAUCAGCAACAUGUUGGUGUGGCUUCAGAAGGAAGAAACAAUGAUAAAUCAUGCUUACAAAAUAGCUUUUUGACAAAUGAUGUUUCGGGCGAUUUCAAUUUUCCAAUCAGAGAACCUGUUGAUAGAGAAUUGCAAUCUGGUAACUUGUUUCUGGCCAAGGCAUGGUUUCUUACCGAUCAACGAAUGACAAGAAGCCGGUCUUCUGAAUUGCGGCGAAGGUAUACCGAAAUGCAAAAUACUCAAGCACCACAAGGAUUGGAUUCAAUGUUCAUGGCUCCUAAGCAUGAUGCUAACAUUAUAAAAGAAGAACUUGCACAUUUCAAUGGUUUUGAUUACCUUUCUAUGUGCGAAAUACCGAGUCAAAAGGGCUCAUUCAUGUCUCCAUCGAACUCAUCUUCGUCUACCUUCAACACACAACAAUUGGUUGAUGUAGAUAAAGUUUCAUCUUGCGUAAGUAUGCUAAAAGGUACGUUACAACGCAAGAGACUCGAAUGCCAAGUCGAGAAAGAUGCUGCAGAAGACGGUUUAAACGAAAUUUUUGGCAUUCGAGAGCCUCUUUUCCAAUCUGGUUUUAAUGAAGGACAAGAAAAUUGGAAUCAUCAAAAGCUAGUAAAUGUUCAAGGAGAUUUUACCGAUCAAGUUAAGGAUACUGGAGUCGUUGAAACACUUGAAGGAGCUGCAAACUUUGUCUUAGAGGGUUUUGCAAAUCAAACGAGCCAAAUACACGGUGGAACGGCUUCCGGUGAACCUUCUCAAAGUGAGUCUUCUGCUGCUGCACCAGUAAUCUCAUCUGGUUUAGAUGCUUGUGAAGGACCUAGCAAUUCAAGUCAAACUCUUUGUGAUAGCUCAUGGAAACAAGUAGGAGAAAGCACUCAAAAUCGAGCCAAAGGUGUCAGAGAACAGAUAAUGGAUAAUCUGAAAGACGACAGGAAGAGGAAAAGACUAGAGAGAUAUGGAUCAGUAACAUCAGCUGUUUCAGAUGACAAGGUGGACACGACAAAAAAGCGAAGGGUGGAGCGAUCAAGAAAAAUGGCUGAGGCAAAGGAAAGAAAUUUGACACCAACAAUUCCCUCAGAUAUGCAAGCUGUCAUGAAGCGAUGCGAAAACCUUGAGAAGGAAGUUCGAUCGCUAAAGCUUAAUUUGUCCUUCAUGAAUAGGAAGGAUUCUGAACAAACAAAGCAGAUAGAGGAUCUUCAGAAGCAGAAUGAAGAGUUGGCAGAUGAAAAAGAGCGCCUACUCGAAGAGAUCGAAAGACUUUUAUCAGAAACUGGAAAGAUUUAAUGUUUUGUUGUUUUCUUAUUAUGUCCUUAGCCUCUUCAGAAACAAUGCAGUUCUGAGACAAGAUUAAAAUCUUACCACAGUUAACUUGUGGAUGAAAAAGCUUAGGUAAAAGUAAAACAUUGAUCAAUUAGCAAAACAUAAAUGCAUGGAAUUUGAGUUAUUAGUGUGACAUUGUAUAUCUGGUCAAAUAUGGCUGUUAUUCAAAAUUUGAGGAGUAUGAACAA